This is a messenger RNA of Tachysurus fulvidraco (yellow catfish), 1432 nucleotides long. RefSeq names its product galectin-6-like. The transcript is spliced from 16 exons. The record is from RefSeq and is a predicted model, not a curated record. The coding region runs from base 111 to 1244 and encodes 377 amino acids. Gene Ontology annotation, molecular function: carbohydrate binding. NCBI's taxonomy places the organism in Eukaryota, Metazoa, Chordata, Actinopteri, Siluriformes, Bagridae.
AUGGAUAUAAAAGCAGGCUGUUGAUUUUGCCUCUCUUUCUGUCCUGUUCCAACCAACACAAUUUUUCCUUUCUUCCCUGCAUCUGGAGAUAUAGUUAGCAUUCAGAAAACAUGGCUUUUGUAGCACCACCAGGCUACCAGCCUCUCUAUAAUCCAAGUAUCCCAUAUGUAGGUCCUAUCAAUGGCGGACUUAGAGAAGGAAUGUCCAUCUAUAUCCAGGGAAAGAUUCAUCAUCAUAACAGGUUUCAUGUGAAUCUGCAGUGUGGUGAAUUUGAGGGAUGUGACAUCGCUUUUCAUUUUAAUCCUCGUUUUGACCUCUGGGACAAAGUGGUCUUCAACACUUUCCAGAAUGGCGCAUGGGAAGGAGAGGAGAAAGUCAGAGAGAUGCCAUUCCACAAGGGAGAGCAUUUCGAGUUGGUCAUAGUCGUCAACUCUCAGGGCUAUCAGGUGAACGUGAAUGGCAGAGAAUUCUACCUAUUUCAGCACAGAAUGCCUCUCGAACGAGUGUGUGCCAUAGAGAUCGGCGGAGAUGUGUCCAUUGACACUAUCAACAUCAUCGGGGGCAUUCAAGGCAUGGGGGGAGGAUGGCAAGGAGGAAUGGGGGGUGGCAUUGGGGGAGGAUAUCCUGGAGGUGGAGCUGGGGGAUUUUAUCCUGGUGGUGGAAUGGGGGGAAAUUAUCCAGGAGGUGGAAUGGGUGGCAUGGGGGGAGUAAACAUGGGAUAUCCAGGAGGGAAUCCUCCAGGAGUAAACAUGGGAUAUCCAGGAGGGAACCUUCCAGGAGUAAACAUGGGAUAUCCAGGAGGGAAUCUUCCGGCAAUGGGAUUGCAGCCAAUCUUCAACCCUGUCAUUCCCUAUUCAGAUAUGAUCCCCGGUGGGAUGGUACCCAAUAGGACCAUUAUCAUUAGAGGCAUGGUGCCUUAUCAAGCUGACAGGUUUUGGAUUAACUUAAUAGUUGGCGCCUCACGAAACAUUGCCUUUCACCUUCACCCUCGAAUUAGAGAAGGAUAUGUAGUCCGUAACUGCCAGAUUGAUGGCUCCUGGGGUGAGGAAGAAGUAGAUCUCAACUUCAACCCCUUUCAGGCAGGACAGUACUUUGAGAUCUCCAUUUGCUGUUCUGAAGAGAAGUUUAAGGUGUAUGUAAAUGGGCAACACAUGUGCCAUUUCCACCACCGCUUCCGGCCUUACAAUCAGAUCGACAUGCUGGAGGUUGGAGGAGACGUCCAGCUCUCAUACAUCCAUUACUGAGUCUGCCUUCUCAGUGCAUCUUGCAUUGUUCCUGUGUUAACCUUUAGGAGGUUUUGUGUAAUGAAUGUUACUGAAAAUUGUCAACUACUUACCAUCAGCUUCCCGGCUGCCAUCUGUAGCUAACACAGUGUUAAACUUAAACGUCAUAUACUUUUUCAAUACUUCCACAAUAAAAAUAUAAUACUUUC